AUGAAGAUGGACGAGGAAGUUGUGUGCUCUCCGCCUCCUGUACAGCCGACUUCAUCACCCCCUGAGGACUCCUUACUCCAAUGUGGCUUUGGUGAUGGUACUAGUAGGGACCUGUGUGGAUUCAGCUCUCAAGUUCGGUCCGGACAACAGGACUGGCUUCAUAGUGAAGAUAUUCCCGACAGACAGAUAAGGGCUGGAGCACAGUUACCAUCUAAUGAAUAUGGAUCCUACAUGGUUUACUACGACGAAUCUGGCAGUGCAACCGAGGGUGAUUCGGCGAUGUUGAUAUCUCCGGCCAUUGUCACCAAUAGUAACAGCCGAUUGGUGUUUUCCGUACACACUGCAGGCAACAGCCUUUUGUCUGUGAGAACCAAUGAAUCACAAACUGAAAACUUUGCUUCGAGUCUGGAAAAUCGAUGGUUGUACAAGUGUAUGGAAUUACCACCUAAUGUUGCAGUUUCGGUGAUCUUCACAGCUUCUCAGGGAGCAGACAAUGAAAGCCACAUUGCAGUCAAGGAUGUUGGAGUAGAGUUAGGAAGUUGUCCAGGUAGCAUACAGGCUAGCUAUACAAAUUUUGAUGCACCCAUCAAAUUUGAUGGGAGUAUUCUGGUACAGCCAUCUAUCCUAUGCCCUGCAAGCUGUACCUUUAACAAGCCGGGAGAUUGUAGUUACAUGUCAGUGUUUGACCCAGAGAUGCCAUCGAUGAAGUGGGAAAAAGUUGACUUAUCCGGGACAACACCAUUCCCUCAGGACCACACUACUAUGUCUGCUAUAGGAGGUGUAUACUUGAGUCAGCAGUAUGGUGAUACUAGCAAAGAGUACGAUGGUUACUCCUCUUGGCUUGUCACACCUCCCAUCAACUCGCAGUCGGUCUCCAGCGUGGAAUUUCAGCUGAUAAAGAAUGGUCACUCUCGUCUAACUGUCGGCUUUAUCCCUGUUGGUGAGCUCGCUGCGAACCAAACUUUACGAGAUGCCCUACAGAAGUAUAAUAUGGACCGCAGUAACUCCACAGUAACUCCACUCUUAGUCAUAGAAGCUUCUAACGAUGCUGACAUGUGGCAGAGCUAUUGUGUUGACCUCAGUGACCUUCAGAAACAAAACGGCAGUAUUGUAUUUAUCCAUCAAGGUGUUGAUCCGAUGUCUAAUGCCUAUUCCGAUGCCUAUGUGUAUAUAGACGACAUCUUUAUGGAAAGUGAAAGUUGUCAGAAGAGUCUGGACACUUGUGACUGGGAGAACCCUCACAGUUGUGGUAUCAGAUACGGGGAUGAUGACGUCUGUCCACUGAACACAGAUUUCCGCUGGCAGCUUGUAUAUCUAUCUAAUGAACACAUGCUGAUUGCGGAUUCCUCCUACGGCUGGCUAAAUGACAAUGCCACUGUCUACUUGCCGUCAAACAGUUCUGGUCAGUCUUUACAGUUCAAGUAUAGGUUCCGUAGCAAGGAGAACACAUGGAUAGGUGUCAAAUUAGGUUCAUAUAAUUAUGGAAUAACAAAUUUGUUCCCUGUUGAUAACUGGCAGCAUUACUGCGUCCAUACUCCAAGUGAGAAGACAGAAUGGAGGCUUGAGCUACAAACACAGAGAGGACGAAGUCCGUCAUCAGAUGUUGCCAUUGUAGAUAUUGGUUUAUCCGAUUCUCCAUGUCCAGAGGUGUCAGCAAACUGUACCUUUGAAAGUAGCAGCACAUGCGGCUUUGCUAUGGACAAAGGAUGGUUUCUAAAAAAACACCAAGGACAACCAGGCCAUUACCUGUCAAUCCACACUCAGUACAGUGAAUACCAGUACCGUAAUCUGCUGUCCCCUCCUGUCACCAGUGAUUCCGGGGCAAGUCUCUGUGUAGAGUUUCUGUACCUUAUGAAAAUAUCCAUCAUUGAUGACAUCAGCUACAUCAUGGUGAACCUGUUUGAUCUUGCGUACUCCCAAUCCGAUGCCCAUGGAAGCUAAGAAGAUUACAUAUCAUUCCAAUUACUGGUUAAUGGAGCGAGUCACUGUCAAUUUAUCACGCUUCCGAUUCCAGAUUCAGGUUGUUUCCGAUACCAUCACAGAGUAUGGAAUUGAUAACAUUAAGGUCACCGA
Molecule: messenger RNA, 2073 nt
Organism: Pecten maximus
Lineage: Eukaryota; Metazoa; Mollusca; Bivalvia; Pectinida; Pectinidae
Exons: 9
Coding region: 1-1941 (646 amino acids)
Cellular component (GO): membrane
Source: RefSeq, a predicted model, not a curated record